Phalaenopsis equestris is the source of this 1621-nucleotide messenger RNA. Its product is annotated as E3 ubiquitin-protein ligase SPL2. Bases 104 to 1276 code for a protein of 390 amino acids. Gene Ontology annotation, biological process: organelle organization; protein ubiquitination. Lineage: Eukaryota; Viridiplantae; Streptophyta; Magnoliopsida; Asparagales; Orchidaceae. The record is from RefSeq and is a predicted model, not a curated record. The transcript is spliced from 7 exons. Gene Ontology annotation, molecular function: ubiquitin-protein transferase activity.
UGUCUAGACGCCCAGCCUAUGCCCAGACAUCGCGGUAAAUCCCAUACAUUUCUGUCGCUCUUCGUAACUGCCAUAUCUGAAUCCGAUUUCCCCUUCGUCCGCCAUGUCAUCUCGCGACCACGCCGCCGCAGCUGCCGUUGCGCGCGUGGCUGUCGCCGGCGACGGGGCGAUCCUUGGCGUUGCCCUUGCUAUCUGUGCAGCGACCUCCUGGGUUAAGUAUCUCGCCUCUUCCUCCUCCCUGGACCGAAUCCGCUCUGCGCCCUCAUGCCGCAUCUCAGAGCUCCGGUCACUCCUCGCAGCAUCCGAAGGAGAAUGCGAGGACGAGGGCAAGCUGGUCGUUGUUCGUGGCCAGGUUCAGCUGAAGCCUACUGCUGAUUCUAAAUGGUUGAAUUCAGGAAACCAGAGCACGCUUUUUUCUGAGGGAUCUGGUGAGCGGGCUGUCAUUGUGCAGCACACGCAAACGUGCCUCUACAAUGAGUGGAGAGGCAUAUUUGGAUGGAGUAUUGAUCUCCAUGCUCUCUUUGCAAAAUCUUGGAGAGAACAGCGGUCAAGCACCCUGAGAUCGGUUCCAUUUAUUCUUGUUGAAGGUGGCCAAUGGCCUAAUUCUGGGUAUGUUCAUAUUAACUUGGAUGGUUCAAGCCAUUCACUUCCUCUUACAACAGUUUAUCAUCAAUUACGGCCUAUUCAGCCUACGCCUUAUACCUUCUUCCAGGCCAUCUUCGGGAAUGGUUAUCCAGUUGCAUUAUUGGAUGAAGAAAAGAUUCUUGCGAUUGGCAAAGACAUGACUGCAAUUGGCAAGUGCAGAUCACAAAAUGGAGCUCUUGAGUUGAAAUCCUGUUCAGAUCUUCCAUACUUCUUGUCUGAUAUGACAAAAGAUGAAAUUGAAGCACAUCUAGCUGCAAAUAGCAGGAUUCUGUUUUGGAGUGGUGUUAUACUUGGGGCAUUUUCCAUUGGUGUGCUGGGUUUUACCAUUUUUAGAAACUGGAGAAGAUGGAAAGAAUGGAGACAGAGAAGUCAAAGCCGAGAUCGGCAUAGGGUGACUGGUGUUGAGAGCACCACUCCUGAUGAAUCAGGAAAUGUAUCAGAUGAAGGUGAUGUCCCAGAAGGGCAACUAUGUGUAGUUUGUUUAAUGAGACGGAAGAGAUCUGCCUUUGUCCCCUGUGGGCAUCUUGUUUGCUGUGUCCAGUGUGCCAUAUUUGUGCAGCACAAUGUCUCACCUAAAUGCCCUGUAUGUAGGCAAGCCAUCUAUUCUUCCAUCAGGAUAUAUGAUUCAUGAGGAUUUCAAACUGCUUAAUUAUUCUUGCCACAAAAGGUACAAGAUAGGAGCUGCAAUAUUGUGUAUAUAAAUCGUCUUGGAAUUGUUUGGGAAGACCUUGUAAUGACCUGGGCUAUGCCAAAUACCUAAUUAGGGGUUGAUGCAUCCAAUUUUUCUUGCUGCCCUACGUGGUUUGAACACCUAGGAUAAUUUUCAAAUUCCUCUGAAACUCUUAGAAAGAUGAGUUGUUGCAUGUAAAUCAUUUUUCUAUUUCUUUUUCUAACAUAUUGCUGAUCUCUUUUACUGGUGUCAACAAAGGUUUUCUGAUGCUACCGGGUUUAUUCCAUUUAUCAGUGUACUGACCAU